Somion occarium is the source of this 1474-nucleotide messenger RNA. The record is from the annotation of a GenBank genome assembly. Lineage: Eukaryota; Fungi; Basidiomycota; Agaricomycetes; Polyporales; Cerrenaceae.
AAAGUCGAAAAGCAGAAAGAAAACACCCCUCCAAAUUCGGACAGCUUGAUCUAAACGCAUAAGCGCCCAUAAAUCAUAAUUCCUUUCCGUUUCAGCCAUGCCUGCAGCGAAACCUCCUGCGCCGAGAAAAAGACAACGAAAACGCAAACGACGAGCUGUUGCUUCGUCUUCGUCUUCUUCAGACUCGGAUUCUGACUCUUCGAGUGGGUCUGAUCGACCCGUUGUACGCAAAGUACCAGUUCAAGCGAAGAAACCUCAGGAGCACGAAGAUGAAUCCUCCUCAUCUUCAUCGUCUUCAGAAGAGUCUGAAGACUCGGAAUCUGCACGUCGUAGAGAGGCUCGGAAGGCUUUAUUUACGCCCAAAAAUGUGGAACCCGAAGUAGAAGAAGAACUCCAAGCACAACCGAUUAUUGGACAUGCUCAACGACCUCGACGUUCGCCCUCGCCGGACGUCCCACCACAUCCCGUUCCUUUACCCUCUUUUCUGCCAGAAACUGGCGAUGCAGGGGAAGAUGCGCGGAAAGAACAGGAGCUGAAGGAGAGGUUUAGGAAACUUUGGAUGUCGAGUAUCGCCGAUGCGUUCAAGGAUGAUCUCGAGGUCAUACAAAAGGAACCUAAUAUGAAUCCAUCACGGCUUGCCGUCCUGAUCGAAUCCCUUGCUUCGGGUGCAGACGUCUUCUCAUCCUCGGCAAGACCGGGUGCAGACGAAGUGAACGAGAUGCAGAUUGUACUGGACGCUGCAGAUGCUGCUGAACAACGAAGAGCCCGUUGCCAGCAAGCUGAGGGGGAUGUGGAUAUGGCGGAUGAAGAGGAGAUGUAGACUGAAGGUGUGCUGUUCAUCUAUUUUUUUGAUUGCAGAUCUCAACUGACGAUAUGAUUCUCAGUCUCUGCAGCUUUGUUCUUUUGUUGACGCUCAGGAUUUGCUACUGCUUCAAUACGAGAGAAAUUACUUGCAUUUGGGCGAAGUUUCUAACUUCAGAUCCGGUGUAUUGGUGUCCCGCAGUCUUGUAAGCCGGGGUGCUCCCUCAGAAGCUCAUAGCUUUAAAGCUUGGCUUACAUAUCUGGGAUACGCCGAGGAAAUAGAGGAUGUCAAAAGUACUACGCAAUUGUAUCAAUAGACCGCAGAUACAGUAUACCGUUCAUAUUUCGCCUUUCCAACACCUUAUGACUGAUGACUACAUGACCUGCUCAACAACAGCAUUUCAUCCAACGUGAUUGUGGCGGAAAGCAUGUAUCAUAUUCUCAUGAUAUCAUAGUGGGUGAUGCUAUCCAUAGAGGAAAGUAUUUUGAAGGCGAGCAAAAUACAAGUGAGGAAUAAGCGGAAAGCAGCAAGUCGACCCUAAAAAGAAUACAUCUAGUACGCCUUCUUGCCAGCAGCAAGUUGAAGGUGUGCGCUGUGCUCGUCGUAGGGAACCUUUGACACGGGAAUUUCUCGCCAGAGGUCGGGGGUGAGGAAAGCGUAUGUUUUGGUGAU